This is a messenger RNA of Parus major (Great Tit), 1188 nucleotides long. RefSeq names its product CTD small phosphatase-like protein 2-A. NCBI's taxonomy places the organism in Eukaryota, Metazoa, Chordata, Aves, Passeriformes, Paridae. The transcript has 9 exons. The coding region runs from base 1 to 930 and encodes 309 amino acids. Gene Ontology annotation, molecular function: phosphoprotein phosphatase activity. The record is from RefSeq and is a predicted model, not a curated record.
AUGGCGAGUUUGGGGGCCACCCCACGCACGGAGAAACCCUCCGGGGGGGACCAGGGGCUCUCGACCCCCAGGACCGCGGCUCGUGGUCGGGCCAAGAGCCGGCAGAGAGAGGGGGAGCAGGGGGAGCGCGUCCCGCGGGGGUGGGUGCGGGUCCCCUGCUCGCCCACCACGCCCGGGAAGGGGCGGCUGGUCCGGCGGGGUCCCGAGGAGUGCCCCAGCCCCGGGGAAAGCGACCCUGCGAGCCCCCCUCCACCGCCCUGCCCCGAGGGCUCCUAUUUCUCGGCGCUCCCUGAGGUUGAGCAUCAGGACCCUGCUGUCCCCCCAAGCCUGCCGAGCUCGGGGGCCCUGACCCCUGGGAUGGACGGUCCCCGGAAGAUCCGGAGCAAGUUGCAGCACACCCUGGUCCUGGAGCUGGAUGGGACCCUGCUCUACUCCUCCCUGCUCGCCCGUGGGCAGCAGGAUGCCACGGCCACCUUCACCAUGAACUUCCAGGCCAGUUCCUACAAGGUUCACGUGAAGCUGCGUCCACACGUGCAGGAGUUCUUGGAGAGCCUUUCCAAGACCUAUGAGAUCUUCAUCUACACCACUGCCAAGAAGGACUAUGCCAAGAAGCUGCUGGAGGUGCUGGACCCCAGGAAGAAGCUGAUCAGGCGCUGCCUCUCCCAGUCGGAUUGUGUCUGCUCCCAGGGCUGCUACUGGAAGGACCUGACCCACCUGGGCAGGGACCUGGCUAAGACGGUGGCCCUGGACCACGCCAUGCAGGGCUUCCCUGCCCAGGCUGCCAACUGGAUCCUGGUGCCACCGUGGUCUGGGGACCCUCAGGAUGAGGAGCUGCUGCCCCUCCUGCCAGUGCUGGAGCAGCUGGGCCAGGCGGAGGACGUGCGCCCCGAGAUCCAGCGGCAAUUCCCGCCCCAACAGCUGCCUGCAUGAGGAUGAGCCUGGAGGAGCUCUGGGAGAGGCCGUGGGGAAGCUGUGGAUGCUCAGGGACAUCCAGCACCUCAUCCCAUGGAGCUGGGCUGGCUGUGCCAGGAGCCUCCCUUGGUGUUUGCAGGGGUCCCAGCUCAUCCCUGGGGGUGUCCCCAAGGAGAGCCCCUGUCUUUGGACACAGAGCUCCGUCCUGGCUCCCUCCUCUCCCUGCUCUGUAAGGUCCAGCCAAGGCUUUCACGGUCAUUAUAAGCUUGGAGAAAG